Caenorhabditis remanei is the source of this 2334-nucleotide messenger RNA. RefSeq lists its product as uncharacterized. Lineage: Eukaryota; Metazoa; Nematoda; Chromadorea; Rhabditida; Rhabditidae. The record is from RefSeq and is a predicted model, not a curated record. The transcript has 7 exons. Gene Ontology annotation, molecular function: metal ion binding; glycerophospholipase activity. The coding region runs from base 1 to 2334 and encodes 777 amino acids. Gene Ontology annotation, cellular component: cytoplasm.
AUGCAAUCUCCUCCGACGUCCCCUCCGACGUCUCCACCGACGUCACCAACGUCCCCGAUUCCCGCCAACUUUCUGAGUGUUCCACGUACACGACAAACUCGGUCGAAAAGUGUGCCUCAUGCACGACAAGUACUCAUUGAUAUGGUUCAGACGACUGAACGGAAUCUCGAGGCACCGUUUCGAAGUAUUCUGUGGCAAAAGUAUGUGAUGGAGAGACCCAAGGUAACCGAACUAAAAUGCUCAGAAGUGCGUUGGUUCUACCAGGAGCCGAAAGGCGCAUCAUGGACACCGUUCAACGGUCGUGACUCGAUAAUGCUGGAAAUAAAGUAUAGAAAAGAGAAGAGAAUCGAGUUGGACGAGACGAUUCAGACGAUAUACGAUGAGUCGUUGAGCCACUAUAAAAUGGACGCGGCGGACGAGUCGGAGCCAGAAAAUGGAGGAGCAGAAGGGAGUCACCAGCAACAGGAAGAGAAACCAAUGGUUGUGGUGCUCAACGGACAGUAUCGAGUGAAUAAAGAGAAUACACGAAUCGAUCCGAUCUAUUGGAAAGAGGAUUCGAAAGAGAUCAGACGGGGGACAUGGUUCACACCCGACUAUCAACCACUUGAAAUGCCGCUUUCCGAUUCGAUUGAAAAGAAUCAUUUGCAGUGUUUCAGGAAUCAGAUGAUUCCCGAGGGGACGACGGUGUUCUCUAAGUCGGAGACCAGUAAUAAACCGGUGCUCGCCGAGCUCCACGUCGACGGCUACGAUAUCCGAUGGAAUUCAGUGAUCGACAUCUCUCUCCAUCAGAAAGGAAAUGCAAUUUUGAGAUAUUUAUGGGCGAAAACGACACCACUCCGUCGUGGAUAUCAUCUGGAGGGCGAGUGGCACGAUGCCUCCGCCGAAAUCUCUCAUCUCAUUCUCGUCGUUCACGGCAUCGGACAGAAGGGAUACGAGAAUUUGAUCGCUCAGAAUGCUAAUCAAGUCCGUGACGGUGUGGUGGCAGCAAUGGAGAAAUGUUAUCCGGAUGAGAAGUCCCGCCCAAUGUUCCUUCCAGUCGAAUGGAGAUCUUCAUUGAUUCUAGAUAACGGACUCACUGAUAAUAUCACAAUUCCAAAAAUGAGCAGUAUGAGAGCAUCUCUGAAUAGUACGGCGAUGGAUGUGAUGUAUUAUCAGAGUCCUCUUUUCAGAACUGAGAUCGUUCGCGGCGUGGUGGCUCAACUCAACCGUACCUACAAACUCUUCAAAGCGAACAACCCGCAAUUCAACGGUCACGUCUCGAUAUUCGGUCACUCACUGGGCUCAGUGAUAUGUUACGAUGUGCUCACUCAAUACUCACCUCUAAUGCUCUACGACAAAUAUGUCACCAAGUCGAUAGACGAGUAUCUGGAAAAGAAUCCACAAGAGACGACGACAGCGGACACACAAGGCGCACGGACUGCCCUGGAAUCGAUGAAACGGUCGAGAGAGCAACUUCGUGAGCACAUGGAAGGAGGCAUUCAUAAGUUAUUGGUUACCAAUGAGGAGCAAUUGAAUUUCAAGGUUAAGUAUCUCUUCGCAGUUGGCUCUCCACUUGGAGUUUUCUUGACGAUGAGGGGCGGAGCGUCGACGGAUUUGUUGUCGAAAACGACGAAUGUGGAGAGAGUGUUCAAUAUAUUCCAUCCGUAUGAUCCGGUGGCGUAUCGGUUGGAACCAUUCUUCACGCCCGAAUAUAAACAUAUUCGACCGAUUAAAUUAUUCUCCAACGCCGACUUGAGAGGACGUGCCUCCUACGAAGGCCUCCCAUUGGACGUCUACAAACAUUACUUGAAAAAGCUGAAGAAUCAGAAUAAGGCGAAAAACAAGAAAGACGCUGCCGACGCGAAAAGCGGAGGCGAUGAAGACGUCGACGAAGAGGACGAAUGUGAUUCAGAUGAGGACGCCCGUAGCGGUUGCUCCUCCCCUCGAUCGAUGACUCCGCCCCCACCGCCGUGUGACAUCACGGCAGCCAAUAAAGAGCCGAAAGCGGUGGUGAAAAAGGGAUGGUUCUCGUUUGGAAGCUCUAAUAAUAAUCCGAAGAAAACGCAGAGCUCGGCGAGCCUUCAAUCCGUUCAGGCCACCUCUACGGAGCAUAUCGAAGUGGGGAAAGAGGCGGCUGAGGAGUUACCGUUGGCUGAGAGGAUAUUGGGGUCGGGCGUUCGGGUGCCGCAUAGAAUCGAUUUUCAGUUGCAGCCGGCGCUCACCGAAAAAUCCUACUGGUCAGUGCUGAAAUCUCACUUUGCCUACUGGACAAACGCCGAUCUCGCCCUCUUCUUGGCAAACGUGCUCUACUGCAAACCGGCGAAACCCGAGGAGGCGAAACCCACAUGGGCUUAA